Lasiodiplodia theobromae is the source of this 2151-nucleotide messenger RNA. Its product is annotated as Ferric-chelate reductase. Gene Ontology annotation, molecular function: ferric-chelate reductase activity. NCBI's taxonomy places the organism in Eukaryota, Fungi, Ascomycota, Dothideomycetes, Botryosphaeriales, Botryosphaeriaceae. The record is from RefSeq and is a predicted model, not a curated record. Gene Ontology annotation, cellular component: plasma membrane. The coding region runs from base 1 to 2151 and encodes 716 amino acids. The transcript has 5 exons. Gene Ontology annotation, biological process: intracellular iron ion homeostasis; copper ion import; iron ion transport.
AUGGCAGACAACAACUGGUCUCUCGAAACGACGGCCGCGUCGAAGUUGAUUUCUGCGGUCUCCUCAACGCGAAGCCGACCACCAUCGCCCUCUUCUUCGGCGAGUAAGCGAGAGAGAGCCCUCUAUUCGGACACGGUGCUAAUCCACCGUCUCCCCAACCAGCCCUUCCAGGGCGCCGUGGUCGCAGCUGCGAAGUCCGGGCCGCCUCCCAUCCCCCACAAGACGCUGAACGCCGACAACCUCGCCCGAGCCAUCCGAUACUGCCUCACUGCCGAAGCAGCCGCGGCAGCCAGGGCCAUCUCGGAGAAGAUGCGCCCAGAGUCCGGCGUCAAGCGAGCGGUCGAAUCCUUCCAUGCGAACCUGCCGCUGGCCGACAUGAGGUGCGGCAUGCUGCCCGACCGCCAAGCGUGCUGGAAGAUCAAGAAGUGCAAGCUCUCCAAGGAAGCCGCCGGCAUCCUCGUGGCGAGCGCAAGAGUGGAACUGAACGAUUUACCAUAUAAUAGCCAGUUACCUAAUAUCAAAGAGAUGCGAGCGAAAACCGAGAAUGUCGACAUAUCUUCCUGGCUCGGAUGGAGUUGGCUUGCGUGCACUGCUACUCUAAUUGCUUACCUUACCGGCAUCACCCUCGUUCGCUACUUCGCCGAGCCGAACUGGUGGCAUGGACAUUUUAAGCGCUAUUUGUUCGACUCUCCGCUAUUUCGUACUCGUCAUCAUCGCGAGUUUAAGUUAUCGUCAGCAAUCAACAUGGGGACUAUUCCAAGUCGGCUUCAAACAAUCUACCUUGUCGCCUACUUGAGUAUCAACUUUAUCUUCCCAGUCAUGUUUAUUGACUUCAGUCCCGAGGGCAAAGGUGCGGCCGUUCAGCUACGCAAUCACUUUGGUGUUCUUUGCAUUAUGAACAUGCUUCCGCUGUUCCUCCUGGCAGGUCGUAAUAAUCCGCUGAUGAAGGCCACCGGCAUUUCAUUCGACACGUUUAACCUGGUCCACCGUUGGAUCGGCCGCAUUGUUAUUCUUCAGGCACUCGGCCAUACCAUUUCCUGGCUCGUUCCUAAGGUGCAAGCCAACGGCUGGAAGGCCUCUGUUGCUGCUUCGAUCCACAAUCAGUUCAUGCUCUGGGGCACUGUUGGAACUAUCUUUUUCCUUAUUAUUAUGGUACAGGCUGCAGGUCCAGUUCGCCACGCUUUUUACGAGAUAUUCCUCCACUUCCAUGUCCUGCUUGCUGCCAUCGGUCUUGCCGGUGUCUGGAUCCACUGCCAAACUCACAACUUCCAUCAGUUUGAGAUUGUCAAGAUCGUUCUCGCUAUCUGGGCUAUGGAGCGUAUCGUUCGCCUGUACUGGAUUUUGAAAAACGGUGGCACCAAGGCCGAGAUUCAGGCCCUUCCAGGCGAUUGCCUUCGGGUUACCCUCCAAAUCGCUCGCCCCUGGAAGUUUGAGCCCGGCCAGCACGUCUAUAUUUACAUACCGUCGAUAGGCCUGUGGACCUCUCAUCCCUUUUCGCUUGCUUGGAGCGAGGGAGAAAGCACCUGGGACGAUGAAAAGGGUGGAAGCUUCUCUCGCGCUCGUAAGACAACGAUGAGCCUUCUUGUUCGUCGCCGCACCGGAUUCACCGAUGCUCUCUACAAAAAGGUCCAGCAGAGCUCCGGCAAGCUUCUCACCUCCGCUUUAGUAGAAGGGCCCUACGGACAUCAAGAUUUGACCUCGUACGGCACCGUAAUGCUGUUCGCUGCCGGCAUUGGCAUUACUCAUCAAGUCCCCCAUGUUCGAAGCCUCAUCGAUGCACAUAACAACCAUACGGCCGCCAUACGCCGCAUUACCUUGGUCUGGAUAAUUCAAUCGCCGGAACAUCUCGAGUGGGUUCAUCCUUGGAUGACAGAGGUAUUGUCAAUGCCCAGCCGCCGCGAAGUGCUCAAAGUACUUAUAUUCGUUACUCGCCCACGCUCCAAAAUGUCGUCUCCUUCAUCUACCGUCCAGAUGUUUCCUGGAAAGCCGGAUAUCCAGACGCUUGUGGAUCAAGAGUUGAUUGAGAGUACUGGUGCAUGCGCCAUUAGUGUCUGUGGUACUGGUUCUCUUGCAGAUGACGUGAGAGCCGCUGCACGCAUCCGUCAGACAAGAUGGAACAUCGAUUUCUUCGAGGAAGCUUUUUCGUGGUAG